Musa acuminata AAA Group (dessert banana) is the source of this 1613-nucleotide messenger RNA. Its product is annotated as homeobox-leucine zipper protein HOX16-like. The transcript has 4 exons. NCBI's taxonomy places the organism in Eukaryota, Viridiplantae, Streptophyta, Magnoliopsida, Zingiberales, Musaceae. Gene Ontology annotation, molecular function: sequence-specific DNA binding; DNA-binding transcription factor activity, RNA polymerase II-specific. The record is from RefSeq and is a predicted model, not a curated record. Gene Ontology annotation, biological process: positive regulation of DNA-templated transcription. Bases 477 to 1334 code for a protein of 285 amino acids. Gene Ontology annotation, cellular component: nucleus.
CCCUCAACUUUGGCCGCGAAGCCUCUCCACACCGAAAGAAGACAAGAACAACGGAAGAGAGGCCUUCUUGCUGCCGCCGGAGUCCCCGGCUCCGGCCGUAACUCCCUCCCGCCUCCUCCUUUCUCUCUGCCUUCGUCGCUGUCGCCGGGCUCUGACGCGGCCUCCGACGAGGUCUCGGUGGCGGAGUUGGGGGAUCUCGAGGAGGCCGAACCCUGACAGGAUUGCCGCAUGAUGGGGUUUUCUCUCUUUCUGAUGAAGACGUCGACGAGGCUCCUGUGGAGUACGUCGUUCUUCCGCCACAAGAGCAUCGUCUUCUUCUGAACCGAUCAAGGAGACCUCCUUAUACAUAUAGAUAUAGCACGUAUUGAUAUUGAUCUCGAUAGACGCUGCUAUAGCAAGCUUCGAUCUUGGUGGAAGAAGGAGAGGGGAGAGAGAUCUCGUCAGCGGCCGCACUGAUCUGUGUUCGAGCUAGGGCGAUGGACUCUGGCCGUCUGAUCUUUCAUUCCUCCUUGUCGCACGGCCACCACGGGCAGCAGAUGAUCCUCCUGGGCGGCGGCGGCCCGGUGUUCGGAGGGGCGGGACCAGCUGUGUCUGCGGUCGAGGGCGCGAGCAAGCGCCGGCCCUUCUUCACGUCGCCAGACGAGCUACUGGAGGAGGAGUACUACUACUACGACGAGCAGCUGCCGGAGAAGAAGCGCCGCCUCACGCCGGAGCAGGUACACCUGCUGGAGCGGAGCUUCGAGGCGGAGAACAAGCUGGAGCCGGAGAGGAAGGGUGAGCUCGCACGGAAGCUGGGGAUGCAGCCAAGGCAGGUGGCUGUUUGGUUUCAGAAUCGCCGCGCCCGGUGGAAGAACAAGCAGCUGGAGCACGACUUCGACCGCCUCAAGUCCUCCUACAACACCCUCCUCGCCGACCACGAUUCCCUCCUCAGGGAGAACGACCGCCUCCGCUCCCAGGUGAUCUCACUGACCGAGAAGCUCCAGAUCAAUAAGGCUACAGCCCCGACGGCAGCCGCAGGGAUCACCGGGACAAAAGCGGGCGACCAUGCCGCAUCAGCUACCGACCUCGCGUCCCUGGCAGUGCAGAAGAAGGCGGAGGACAGGCUGAGCACGGGAAGCGGCGGGAGCGCGGUGGUCGACGCGGAGUGCCCGACCCACCUGUUGGACAGCGGCGAGGUGUCCUUCUUCCCCGAAGGCUACCACGGCGACGUAAACGACGCGGCUAAUUGUGACUGCUAUUACGAUUCGAUGUUCGUGGGGGAGCACCAUCAUCACCACCACUACCACCACCACCACCAGGAGGAUGCCCAGCUGGGGUUGUGGGUUUGGAACUGAACAGAACGAGCACACGGUGUCACUGCAGCUUCUUCUUCCUCUCCCCCUCCUUCAGUAAGUAUCUAUGGCUACUACUAGUACGUGAAGUAUGAGUUGUAAUCUGCGGUAUGCUUUGGGAUGUGUACAAAUGUCUGGAAUAAGUGGCUGGAGGCGAAGACUCUCCCUGUGCAUGGUAUUAUUAUGUUCUUGACGGUGUUGCUGCCGUUGCGGUUAUGUUGUUUUGGGGAUACAUUGAGCCAAUCAUAAUCAUGAUCAAGUUGAUGAUGUGCAAUUCAACUA